This is a messenger RNA of Asparagus officinalis (garden asparagus), 1239 nucleotides long. RefSeq names its product anthranilate synthase beta subunit 1, chloroplastic-like. Gene Ontology annotation, cellular component: cytosol. Lineage: Eukaryota; Viridiplantae; Streptophyta; Magnoliopsida; Asparagales; Asparagaceae. The transcript has 8 exons. Bases 129 to 944 code for a protein of 271 amino acids. The record is from RefSeq and is a predicted model, not a curated record. Gene Ontology annotation, biological process: L-tryptophan biosynthetic process.
UCACAGUCUCUGAGAGAGACCCAGACCUAACCAGCACCAAACCCUAAAUAUAAUACUCACGAGCAGGAAAAUGUCGGCGAAAACCCUUAGCCCGCAAUCCCCCGCUCUCUCUCCCUCCAUAAUCCCCCAUGGCCUCUUCCCUCUCUUUUACCCUCUCUUUCCCCAACCGAACCCUAGCUGGUCCUCGAUCUCCAAAAUGCGAUCUUGCUCCGGGGUUUGGACAUGGGGGAUUGGCGAUUAGGAGUGAUCGGAGGAGUCUUGUGAGAGGAGCGGCGGCGGCGGGGGUUGGCGGAGUUAGGGUUCCAGUUGUGGAGAGGAAAGAGGAGAGGCCGAUUGUUGUUGUUGAUAAUUAUGAUAGCUUCACUUAUAAUUUGUGCCAGUAUAUGGGAGCGCUAGGGGCUAGCUUUGAGGUGUAUAGGAAUGAUGAGAUCACUGUAGAGGAAAUGCGAAGGAAGAAUCCAAGAGGGAUUUUGAUCUCCCCAGGUCCCGGUGCACCAAAAGAUUCAGGAAUAUCCUUACAAACUGUGCUGGAGCUUGGGCCUUAUAUUCCUUUAUUUGGAGUUUGUAUGGGCUUGCAAUGCAUUGGAGAGGCAUUUGGAGGAAAGGUAGUGCGUUCUCCUUCAGGUGUUGUGCAUGGGAAAAGCUCUCCUGUUUAUUAUGAUGAGAAACUCACUGAUACUGUAUUUAAUGGUUUGCCGAAUCCUUUCACUGCUGCUAGAUACCAUAGUCUGGUGGUUGAAAAAGAUAGCUUUCCUGGAGACAUGCUCGAGAUCACAGCAUGGACAGAAGAUGGACUAAUUAUGGGUGCUCGACACAAGAAAUACAAACAUAUCCAGGGAGUUCAGUUUCACCCGGAAAGCGUCAUAACAAGCGAAGGUCUAAUGAUGGUGCACAACUUCAUCAAACAAAUUGAAAGCUUGGAAGCAUCAAAGUCUUGUCAUUGAUUUAUAUAUCUUAAUAUCCCGCAUUUGGAACAAUAAUAGCAGAUAAAAAAGCUCUCGUCUGAAAUCAUUAUUGUUUGUUGAAAACAAGGAAUUAACGGUCUUUCCUGUUCUAUCAAGAAAAUUUAUUGUUCUCCUCUUCUAUUUAUCCCUUCUCAUCAGCAACCUAUGAAUCAUUUACUUUCAGCAUGGUCCCAUGUCAGAACUAUGUAGCCCCUCUCGUAUGGCUGUACGGAUAUCUCAACCAUGUAUAUAAAUAACCGCGGAUGAUUUAUGCAACCAAGAUCCGAUGCAUUUA